UGCACGGGAGUCCCUGGCGCAGGCAGCACCAGCUCGGAUGCUGCCAUCUGCUGCUGCAUCAGCUCCGUGCUGCUCCACAGGCCAGCGUUUUCAGAACCACCUGAGGACACACUGGUGUUCGCAUGCAGAGGUAGAGAGAGGGAAGUUCACUAGAGAGCAAGGCAUUUAGUCCAAAAAGAGUAUUGUGAGUGAAUAUGCAAAUUCAACACACAGCACCAAGGGCACCAGAGCAAUAGAGGAAGCCAAAAUGAGCCGGAAAAACAGAAGGAGUUUAAAGGAGAAAUUUUCCUUGAAGAACAGCCUGGUUAAAGAAGCUCUCUCAGAGUUCCUGGGAACUUUUAUACUGAUAGCCCUGGGCUGUGGGUGUGUGGGCCAGGCCGUGCUGAGCCGCGGGGAGCACGGAGGGCCCAUGACGGUGUCGGUGGGCUUUGCCAUGGCAGUCACCAUAGCUGUGUACGUGUCCGGGGGCGUUUCUGGUGGCCACAUAAACCCAGCUGUUUCAUUAGCCAUGUGCGUGACUGGAAGAUUAAAAUGGACCAAAUUACCAAUUUACAUAUUAGCACAAUUCCUGGGAGCAUUCGUUGGAGCAGCAGCUGUCUUUGGGAUUUAUUACACCCUAAAAAACCUAGAAAAGUUUAUGGAGAUAUGGAGAAGUGCAAGCAGCUGCUGGCUUUUUUCUACAGAUGCCUUUAUGGAAUACAGUGAUGGAAAACUUGAAGUCACAGGACCAAAUGCCACAGCACAAAUCUUUGCAACAUAUCCAGCUCCCUAUCUGUCCCUCGUAAAUGGAUUUGCAGAUCAGGUGAUGUCAACAGCUGUUCUUCUUCUGGCUAUAUUUGCUAUUUUUGACACCAAAAAUAACAGUGUACCCAAGGGCCUGGAGCCAAUUGCAGUGGGACUUCUUAUAAUUGUUCUUACUUGCUCCUUGGGAAUGAACAGUGGCUGUGCCAUGAACCCAGCCAGGGAUCUUGGCCCAAGGCUCUUCACAGCUGUUGCAGGAUGGGGGAUGGAAGUAUUCACGGCUGGUAAUAAUUGGUGGUGGGUUCCCAUAGUUGCACCUCUGGUGGGAGGUGUACUUGGAGCAAUGAUCUAUGUCAUUUUUAUUGAAAUUCAUCACUCAGAUCCUCAGCCAGGAGAAGAAAAUGAUGUGCAUGCUAAAUAUGAAAUGACCAAUAUGGCAUAAGAAGUGAAGAAUUUUCUCUGCCAUUGUGUUGUGCAGUUUUUAUGCAAAUGGUUGUUUGGACCACUGUAUGAAACCCAUAUGUCUCGAUUAGAAAUCCACCUUUCAAAGCAGAAAUUCUGUACAGAAGUUCAAAACUGAAGUCUUGCCAUGAAACGUUGGGCUGAUCACAUUCAAAAUUGGUAUCUUGAAUAUGGGAAGGCUAAACUGUCUUUUUUAUAUGGCUUUUAGGUCAAGUUAUCCUAGAUGCAAUUGUAGUGAGAUGAUGCACUGACCUGUUAAUUCAUCUCAUAUGAUCUUAAUCAUGCUGCCUAAUGAAUUGAAAAUAGUUGAGAUAUUGAUACAAAUCUGCAUGCAUAGCUAGUUAAUGAGUUCAGUGCUGAAUUAGUGUGCAAGAGCAUCACUCACUUCUUGAGAGUGGCUUGCCUAAGCAUUUAAAACAAUACUCAAAUUGGCUAAAUACCAAUUGAAACAGUUUAAAAUAACUUUACUAAAGUUUAUGGAGCCACUACUGAUCAGCAAGAAAUCAACUCCUCAGUGAUUAGGUUUAGUAAUUCACAGUAUGAUCCCAAAAGGUAAAAACUGCUUGUUCUAAGAUCAGCACCAGAGACAAGGGGUAACUUCUGCACAGGGUCUUCAUAGCAUUAAUGCUUAGUUAUUUUUAGAUUAUUUACUUGACCUUUAUGCUACCCAAUAUUAAAAGCCUUGUGUAGAAUACUAAUCUGCAUCUCUUCCGCUGUGCUUUCUGGAUACAAUUCAUUCCUGUGGAGAUGGCCCAGCAAGGGGCUGAUGCUGUGCAGAGGUCAGCACAAAGCCUAGGUCUGUAUAAGCUUUAAAGAGUCCUGCUGCUGCUGAUUUAUAUAGGUGGAUUUCAUCUGCACUGUGGGAGCAAUUUUUAAUGUGGGAGCAGUAAUUAAAAUUAGAACCUGGAAGGAAGGCCAGAUCCACAUCUGAGUUCUGAUGUGUGGGUUAUCUCUCGCUAAAGAGAAAUGGUUGGACAUACACCCCUUCCUAAAUAUCCAGCCUUGAAAAUGAAAUUAUUUCUACUUAAUAAUUGUGAAUUGAAUGUAUUCAGUUAAAGCAAAGUUUAUUUCUAUUAUGUAUACAUCUAUCCAUGGUUGGUGGUGGUGAUCAUGAAUAAACAGAUAUCUCGUUCA
This is a messenger RNA of Haemorhous mexicanus (house finch), 2337 nucleotides long. RefSeq names its product aquaporin 9 (gene AQP9). Gene Ontology annotation, cellular component: plasma membrane; basolateral plasma membrane. Bases 248 to 1183 code for a protein of 311 amino acids. NCBI's taxonomy places the organism in Eukaryota, Metazoa, Chordata, Aves, Passeriformes, Fringillidae. Gene Ontology annotation, biological process: water transport; glycerol transmembrane transport. The transcript is spliced from 8 exons. The record is from RefSeq and is a predicted model, not a curated record. Gene Ontology annotation, molecular function: glycerol channel activity; water channel activity; urea transmembrane transporter activity.